Messenger RNA from Thamnophis elegans (Western terrestrial garter snake), 1069 nucleotides. RefSeq names its product motile sperm domain-containing protein 1. The coding region runs from base 264 to 911 and encodes 215 amino acids. Lineage: Eukaryota; Metazoa; Chordata; Lepidosauria; Squamata; Natricidae. Gene Ontology annotation, cellular component: cytoplasm. The record is from RefSeq and is a predicted model, not a curated record. The transcript has 6 exons.
CGGUGACGUCAAAAAAAAGGGGGGGCGGGGAAAUCGAGGACUGGCGAGCCGGCCUGCCGAGGAGAAGAAGGCCCGGAGCUGGCGAGGCGGGACGGCGGCGCUUCCCUCCGCGGUUGCCGCCCACAGACGAAUCCGGGACGGCGAGCAUGGCCGGCGGGGCUUAUCCCAAGGCUCUCCGAUUGCUAAGCCGCUGCGAACAAGAAGUCUUUGGAGACUGAGCUACCCUAAGUGCAGAAGGAGCAGGGACGGAGGACUUGGUGCCAAUGCAGCAGCAAAGAAGACAACCAGAGUUAGUGGAAGGGAAACUUCCCGUCUUCGUCUUUCCUACCGAACUCAUAUUUUACGCCGAUGACCAGGCGACGCACAAGCAGGUGUUGACUCUCUACAACCCCUAUGAGUUUGCCUUAAAAUUCAAAGUUCUAUGUACAACCCCGAAUAAAUAUGUCGUGGUGGAUGCGUCUGGUGCGGUGAAGCCUCAGUGCUGCAUUGACAUAGUGAUUCGCCACCGAGAUGUCCGGCCUUGCCAUUAUGGAGUGAUCGAUAAGUUUCGGCUCCAAGUCUCCGAGCAAAGCCAGAGGAAAGCCCUGGGAAGGAAGGAAGUGAUCGCGACUCUGCUCCCCACCGCGAAAGAGCAGCAGCAGAAGGAAGAGGAAGAGAAGAGGCUGAAGGAGCACCUGGCCGAAAGUGUCUUUCUGGAGCAAGCUCUGUGCCAGCCGGAAAAUAGAAUUGUCUCAUCGGGGCCAAGUUUACUCACCGUCUUUGUGGGAAUCCUGUGCAUUGCUGCUCUUAUGCUUCCCACAUUGGGAGAAUUGGAUUCCCUGGUGCCUCUCUACCUCCACUUGAGCGUGAAUCAGAAGUUAGUAGCUGCUUAUGUAUUAGGUCUCAUCACCAUGGUUAUCCUCAGAACAUGAGUGAUGUUUUAAUGGGAUGCGGAAAGUCUUUUUUUUUUUAAAGAAGGUGUUACAAAUUCACGUCAUGAAUGUGAAUUCCCUUUGACUCCCAUUGGGCUCAUGGAGAUGCUGGGGAAAAUCCUAUUCAGUGAUUUACAGUAUGGUGUGUUUUUUUUUUU